Molecule: messenger RNA, 1284 nt
Organism: Camelina sativa (false flax)
Lineage: Eukaryota; Viridiplantae; Streptophyta; Magnoliopsida; Brassicales; Brassicaceae
Source: RefSeq, a predicted model, not a curated record
AUGAAGUUGCCACCAGAUUAUGCUGAAAUUCAAGGAGAAACGGUAUCUCCUACUGCUGUUUGUAGAUUGCAUAAGUCCAUAUAUGGAUUAAAGCAAACAUCUCGACAAUGGUUUCUUAAGUUCAAGACUACUUUAGUAGGUCUUGGUUUUGAGACAUGUCACAGUGAUCACACCUUGUUCGUCAAAGCAACAUGUGAAGAAUUUCUUGUUGUCUUGGUGUAUGUUGAUGACAUAUUAAUAGCUAAUACAGAUGUUGCAGCUGCUGGUCAUUUGCGAGAUCAGUUGAGUUCUCAUUUCCAGUUAAGAGAUCUUGGUCCUCCGAAGUUUUUCCUUGGUAUUGAGAUUGCUAGGAGUGAUGCAGGUAUAACUCUUACUCAGAUGAAAUACGUUCUGGAUCUCUUGGAGGAAACAGGUUUCCCGGACUUCAAACCUUCUCCUAUUCCAAUGAAGCCUGAUCAGCAGAUGUCAUUAACUGGUUUGUUUCACAAGAAGUCUUCUCCUAAGGUGGUACUCGAGGAGGUAGAACCAGGUUCUGAUUCUCUCACUACUUCACCAAAUCCUGUGCUUUUAUCUACUAGUGAGAGUGCACUUCUUCCUGAUGCUAAGCAAUAUAGAAGAUUGAUUGGUAAAUUGCAAUAUCUGACCAUCACUAGACCUGACAUCUGUUUUGCGGUGUCUAAACUGGUGCAAUAUUGUUCGGCUCCACGGAAGUUUCAUCUUCAAGCUGCUCACAAGAUCCUGCGAUACUUGAAAGGGACCAUUGGACAAGGUCUUUUCUACGGUAAAGAUAAUGAUUUUUCUCUUCGUGGGUUUUCUGAUGCAGACUGGGGUGCUUGUCCUGACAUUAGUAGGUCAGUGACAGGAUUUGCGAUAUUUCUUGGUCAGUCAUUGAUAUCUUGGAAAUCCAAGAAACAACAGAUGGUCUCAAUGAGCUCUGCAGAAUCUAAAUACAGAGCGAUGAGCAAAGCUACCAAGGAUUUGAUCUCGUUCACAUACAUUUUGAAGGCAUUGAGGAUUCCUUUCUCUUAUCCUGCCUAUUUGUAUUGUGACAACACCGCAGCUCUUCACAUUGCUAGUCAUUCCGUUUAUCAUGAGCGUACUAAACACAUAGAGAUGGAUUGUCAUAAGGUUUGUGAGGCGAUUGAGGAUGGCGUUCUCAAAACUAUGUUUGUGCAGAUAGACAAUCAGUUGGCCGAUGUUUUAACAAAGGCUCUUCAUCCAGCUCCUUUCAGAGACAAUAUUCGCAAGAUGGGAGUUAUUAAUAUCUACUCAUCUCCAUCUUGA